AUGGGACAAUCUUGUCUAAAACCUCUGAAAUUCCUUCCAUUCCGUUCACCAAACACUCGACCAUUCUCUACAGCCUCCACUGAAUUUUCACUCCUAUGUUCUCAAGGUUACAUAAAAGAAGCAUUCAACAAAUUCUCUUUCCUAAUAUGGAACAACCCAGCACAUUUCUCUUCCCUUUUACAAUCGUGCAUACAAGAAAACUCUUUUUCGCUCACCAAACAGUUGCAUUCUCUCAUAAUAACCUCUGGUUGUCUCCGAGACAAAUUUGUUUGCAACCAUUUACUCAAUGCGUAUGCAAAACUGGGUCAGUUAGAUAUUGCAGUUCACCUGUUUGAUAAGAUGUCUAAAAGAAAUGUGAUGUCUUCUAACAUUUUGAUUGGUGGAUAUGUGCAAAUUGGCGAUUUGGGUAGUGCGUGUAAGGUGUUUGAUGAAAUGGGUGAGAGAAAUUUGGCUUCUUGGAAUGCUAUGAUUACUGGGUUGACUCAGUUUGAGUUGAAUGAUAAGGCGUUGAAUUUGUUUACGGAAAUGUAUGAGUUGGGUUUGGGGUACUUGCCUGAUGCGUUUACGCUUGGGAGUGUUUUAAGAGGCUGUGCUGGGUUGAAGGAUUUGAAUAGGGGGAGACAGGUUCAUGGUUGUGUGUUGAAGUUGGGGUUAGAGGGUCAUUUUGUUGUUGCGAGUUCGUUGGCACAUAUGUAUAUGAGGUCUGGUAGUUUAAGAGAAGGUGAGAUUGUGAUUAUGUCGAUGCCUGCUCAAACUGUGGCGGCUUGGAAUACUCUUAUUGCUGGUAGGGCUCAGAAUGGGUGUUUUGAGGGUGCGUUGGAGCUGUAUAAUUUAAUGAAAAUAGCGGGGUUUAGACCAGAUAAGAUAACAUUUGUUAGUGUGAUCAGCUCGUGUUCAGACCUGGCUACGAUAGGACAAGGGCAGCAGAUUCAUUCUGACGUUGUAAAAACUGGUGCGGUUUCUGUGGUUGCAGUUGUAAGUUCCUUGAUUAGCAUGUAUUCGAAAUGUGGGUGUUUAGGUGAAGCCGAGAAGAUUUUUGAGGAAAGGGUGGAAGCUGAUAUUGUAUUGUGGAGUGCUAUGAUUUCUGCUUAUGGGUUUCAUGGUAGGGGAAAGAACGCUGUUGAGUUGUUUCAUCGUAUAGAGCAGGAAGGACUAGCACCUAACCAUGUAACUCUCUUGAGUUUGCUCUAUGCUUGUAGUCAUAGUGGGAUGAAGGAUGAAGGGCUUAAAUUUUUCAACUUGAUGGUUGAAAAGUACAACAUAGAGCCUCAACUGGCACACUAUACGUGUGUGGUUGACCUCCUAGGAAGAGCAGGGCGCUUGCAGGAGGCUGAAGCUCUUAUUAGAUCUAUGCCUGUGAAGCCAGACGGUGUCAUAUGGAAAACGUUGCUAUCGGCCUGUAAAAUUCAUAAAAAUGCAGAUAUGGCGAGAAACAUAGCUGAAGAAGUCUUGAGGAUUGAUCCUCAGGAUUCAGCUUCAUAUGUGCUCCUUGCCAACGUUCAAGCAUCUGCUAGAAGAUGGAAGAAUGUUUCUGAAGUGAGAAAAUCGAUGAAAGAUAGAGGAGUAAAGAAAGAACCAGGAAUAAGCUGGCUGGAGUUGAAGAACCAGGUUCACCACUUUAUUAUGGGUGAUAAAUCUCAUCCACAGUCGAACGAGGUUGAUGUGUACUUGAAGGAAUUGAUAGCAGAACUGAAGCUAGAGGGCUAUGUUCCUGACACAGGAUCCGUUUUGCAUGACAUGGAAUUAGAGGAACAAGAGUACAACUUGGUCCAUCACAGUGAAAAAUUAGCCAUUGCUUUUGCACUGAUGAACACCCCGGAGGGUUUUCCAAUUAGGAUAAUGAAGAAUUUACGAAUUUGUGGUGAUUGUCACAUGGCUAUUAAGUACAUAUCCAAGAUGAAAAAUCGAGAAAUUAUAGUACGCGAUGCCAGUAGAUUUCAUCACUUCAAAGAUGGCUGUUGUUCUUGUGGAGAUUAUUGGUGAAGAUUGCAUUUGACAAUCUAACUGAAGGUAUAGACUAGUCGUUCCCCCUUUUACAGUGAGACAGUUUUUGAACCAUUAUUUCCAGCAUUAGUUGUAACAUUAUUCAAAACUUGAAAGAGAUUCACAAACUUAGGCACACAAUAAAUCUUUCUAUUUAUUUUCAUUCAUAUUAUAAGGCCAAUGCUUGGGAUUUUGUACUGGAUACACUGAACUUUGGAAACUAGUUUGGUCACAUGUUCAUUGCAUUUACAGUUGCAAUAACAAUAACAAUUAUAUGGAAUGAAUAAGACAUUAAUAUGCAUGAUCCA
Messenger RNA from Capsicum annuum, 2291 nucleotides. RefSeq names its product pentatricopeptide repeat-containing protein At2g41080. Gene Ontology annotation, molecular function: RNA binding; protein binding; zinc ion binding. Lineage: Eukaryota; Viridiplantae; Streptophyta; Magnoliopsida; Solanales; Solanaceae. The record is from RefSeq and is a predicted model, not a curated record. The coding region runs from base 1 to 1983 and encodes 660 amino acids. Gene Ontology annotation, biological process: RNA modification. The transcript has a single exon.